Phascolarctos cinereus (koala) is the source of this 1459-nucleotide messenger RNA. The record is from RefSeq and is a predicted model, not a curated record. Lineage: Eukaryota; Metazoa; Chordata; Mammalia; Diprotodontia; Phascolarctidae.
UACUACGGGCUAAGCUUUGGCAACAAUACAAAGAAUUGGGAGAUCCCCACUUGCCCUCAACAAGCUCCCAUCCUCAGGGGCAGGGCAGGUAACCUGGAUACAGAACUCUGUCCAUAUGAGAGAUAUAGAGGAGAUAGAAGGCAGUCUGAGGGUAGAAAGCCUUAGCUUCUGGGGAGGUGGGGGGGAACCCAGGAAAGGCCUCUUGUAGAAGAGAGGAUUUGAACUGAGUCUUCAAGGAAACCAGAGAACCAGGAAGCGGCAUUGAGGGGGCAGAGCAUUGUAGAACUAGGGGACAGUCUAUGCAAAAACAUGGGAAAAUGUCACAUUCAAGGAACUGCAAGUCAGCCUAGCACAUAGUAGGUGCUCAAUAAAUGCUUGUUGACCAAUUAUUUGCUUGAUGACUCUUGGGGGUACCAUCCCCUGCUUCUUAAUGAUGAUUUCCACAAUGUCCUUGUUCAAAUGUAGAAAGGAAGGACUUCUGAAGCUAUCCCUCCCAAUUACUCCAAUUCCUCCGAGGCCGAGCUUCCCCAUGAUGAAAGUGAAAAGGCCCACUUCCAAGAUGCUUGGCUCAGCCUGCCUUACUUGGGUUUUCAAUCCUACCUUUCCAUGAAAUCCCUUAGUGCCGCAUCAUUCCAAGGCUCUGUUCUCCAUCACACAGUGGGAACACAUGAGGCUUGGCUUGUAGCAAAACCAGAUACCAGUGUUGAGAAGAUCAAGCUGGAAAUCGAAGCAGGACCUAACGCAGCUUCCAGACUAACCCAGACGGCAAAAUCAAUCAAAGAUGAAACCCCUCACAAGCAAUACAGGAUUCCAUCUACCAAGAAUGACCCAGGGAUGCAGGAGAAUAGUGACAUCAGUUCCUCCAAUUCCUCAUCUGCCUCCUUGACUUCUGACAAAAAACCCUCAGAUAUUAUUGGCAAGGAAAAAGCGGACCAAAAUGGCGGCAUCCAAGGCUACGCCGUCAGUGAGAGUGGCAGCAAUAGUCACGGAGGUAGCAAUACCACCGAACUCCCAUCUGUCCGUGACCAGGUAACUCAGCUCAUAAAUUCACUGCACUCUGAGCUGAAAGUAGGAAUCCCAGCAGCUGAGGCAAAUCCAGUCAAGGUAAUGGUUGUGGCAACGACACAGAAAACAGUCCGAUUUUGGGUGCUGACUCUGGUCCUCCCCCUCUUGGGUAUUGUAUGGGAUGGGAGGGUACGACCAUAGCUACAGAACCCUGGGGCUGGCAGCCUGGGGGCGAUUAGGGUUAGGGCAAUGCCUGCUGGUGGAAGAGCAUGAGGUAAGGGAUGGUAGUCAUAGAACAAAGAGAAAGGGCAUCCUUUCCCUAGAGCAAGCAUGUGCCCUAGCAUGUAGACACUCUGAAUCAAAGCCCCAAGUCCUGUAUUAGUUGUGGUUUUAAUAGACUAAUGGGUUUGGAGGAGUCAUGCAUUAGCAUCUCUUUGCAUAUAAACAAGAAGAU